AUGAAGAAAAAAUAUCAGGGCUCAUCAAGAGUGAAGCGUGCACAGCUUCAAGCCUUGAGAAGGGAUUUUGAGACUCUACAGAUGAAAGAUGGCGAGUCCAUUGCCAGUUAUUAUGCAAGGACUAUGGGGAUAGCAAAUAAGAUGCGAUUUCACGGUGAAAAGAUGAAAGAUGUGGCUAUUGUUGAGAGGAUUCUACGUUCAUUGGCCGCAAAAUAUGAUUAUGUGAUUUGUUCAAUUGAAGAAUCAAAAGAUAUAGAUAAGUUCCCUCUUGAUGAACUCCAGAGUUCCUUAUUAGUCCAUGAACAAAAGAUGAACCGAAGUUCAACUAUUGAUGAGCAAGCUCUAAAAGUUUCUACCUUUACUCAGUUCUCAAACUAUAGAGGAAAGGGUAAAAGUAGAGGUAGAGAAAUGGGAGGUGGGAGUGCCAUUGGGUAG
Messenger RNA from Camellia sinensis, 435 nucleotides. The record is from RefSeq and is a predicted model, not a curated record. Lineage: Eukaryota; Viridiplantae; Streptophyta; Magnoliopsida; Ericales; Theaceae.